GAAAGGAGAGGGAAGAUAAGCUGACAGCCCGCUGCUGAAUUAAGCAUGGACACAGGGCGUGCAGAAACUCAACUACUGUGAAACCCUGUUGGUCUAUAAUGGGUAUAAUGAUUUUUAUCCCACCCCACUCUUUGUGUGAAGUGCUGAGGUAUAUAUUCUUCCAUAGAACUGGGCUGGACCAAAUAACUGGAUUUGAAUGAAAGCAAAAACUUCAGCAACUACCCUAGCUAAGGAGGCAAAACUUGUUUCUGCUCAAUGGUUUCUUUUGAAAAGUCAGCUAUACUGAUUCAGUGGCACUUGAUUACAAUGGUGAUGAGCAAAGUAUAGAAUAGAAAAUAGAAGGGAAUAGAGUAUAAAUGUUGGAAAGUGGGUUGCGGGAGACGAUUCCCCAGAUAGUAGUCACAUUCAGAAACUUUAUUUGCAUGACAAACUAUAGAAGUGUCAUCCAAAGUUACCAAGCUGUACUGCAAGAAACAAUCAGUUAAUAAUAAACGGGAUAUAUUUUGUACUGAGCUCAUCUCUCUCAUUCUAUGCUUUGGACUAUUUUACAAUAAAAUAUUUUUUAUUAAAAGUAACUCAUCUUACCCAGGCUGCCACGAUUCUCCAAAACCCUAGUGUCAUCCAGUUUGUAUGAAAGAGCUAAUACAAAAUAAGGUCCUAUCCUGCAAACACUUAUGUGUUUGCAAAAAGAACAGGAGUACUUGUGGCACCUUAGAGACUAACAAAUUUAUUAGAGCAUAAGCUUUCGUGGGCUACUGCCCACUUCUUAGUCUCUAAGGCGCCAGAAGUACUCCUGUUCUUUUAGCGGAUACAGACUAACACGGCUGCUACUCUGAAACCUGUUACUUAUGUGUUUGUAACUAUGCAUGGGAGUAGUCCCAGUCAAUUCAAUGAAUCUACUUACACGCAAGGAGUUAUGGGCUUGCAGGAUUGGGGCCUAAAAUGUUAUUGCUUUGUAUUGUAUUAUUAGCUGUAUGACACAUAAAAAUUCAUCACUCAUCUGUUUUGGGAAGAUUUUUUUAAGGUGGCAUUUUUUUCCUCUACCAUCAGGAAUAUGAUACAGGAGAUAGGCAGAGUACUUCACCUGUUUUCUAAUGGGAUUUUAAGCUCUGCACAGGUCAGUCUAUUGUAGAUUUUUAUAGUGUUUUAUGCAAAAUUCUGCAAGAUGCACAUCGCCAAAUAUACCAAAAUACAUUUAUUCUAUUACCAGAAAACUGAUUUUUAUUUUCAAAAUUCUUACCAUUCUAGGAGCUUUUCAUUAGCACCCCAGAUAGGGAUUUUCUCUGCCUCAUUUUUCUAAUCCAUUGGUUUAUACAGGUGUCUAAUAUGCCUGUAACAAAACCUAAUAACUUUUCUAAAUUGGUUAGGUAGCCAGGAUUUGCCGGCUAAACAGUGUACAGAGAAAAUAAAAAACAAAACAAAAAACCAGACAGCGCAGUACCCCACAUUGCCUCUAGGUGACAGCAGCAGUGGCUGCUUGCUCCCCAUCUCCUCCCCAGCAUAAAGACAAAUUGGAGCCCAUUUGGAAGAUGAAGUCUGGCUAUCGGAGCUGAACAGACAGCAGCAGCUUUCUCUUGGCACACCGACUACAAAUGGCCCUGGUAUUUUUCACCCCGAGCAUCCUCCAAGUGCCUUGCAUGGUGCUGUUCCUUUUCCAUUUCAAGUCAGCAGCAGUGCAGUAUGUUCUGCAAAUCAACAACAAUGGUCCCAUCACAACGGGAGCUCAAGCUACAAUUCAUGCCAGCUUGAGUAUGAAGAAUGAUGAUGUUGCAUUCAUUAGUGACCUAAAGUCCUAUCAUUUUAACUGGAUUUUCACCCCUCUGACUUUGAUUGAGAAAUCAGAGCAGCGAUUUAACUCUAUGAUUACCGUGACUGGUGAAUUUUCUGGAGACUUUCCCAUUUCUGUCUGGGCAACUGAGACACACUGUUGGUUAUGUCAGCCCAUCGCCAAAAGCUUCACAAUGCUUCAUGUUACAGAGUUUAUAGUAGGGAAUCUUACCAUUGCACAAAUAGAAGACAACAGAACAUUUGUCGAACAAGGUUCUAGUUCUGCCACCGACUCUCUGACCCUGAUUUCUUUCUUUCGUCAUGAUCCGAGUAAUUAUUUCAAGUCGGCAUCAUUCAUCUACAACUGGGAUUUUGGAGAUGGAACUCAGCUGGUAACUGAAGAACCCUUCGUCUACUAUAAUUAUUCUACGGUGGGGAAUUGCAAGGUACAUCUCAAAGUUGUAGCUGAAUGGGAGCAAAUUGAGAGUGCCACCCAUGAAAGAAAGAUUGUGCAGAAAACGGGAGAUUUCACCACCGAAUUGGAGUUGCUGGAUGCUGUUAAAAGUAUAAAUGUCAUAGGCUCCAGAGAGACUCGUGUAAUGGAAAACUUAAGUUUAUCUCUACAUAUCAAUGGCAGCCCUCCACUCACCUUAUGCUGGCUCAUAAAGGCUGAAUGUAUUCCACUGGAAGGGGAAAUGUGCCAUCUAGUGGUGAUUAAUGGCUCCUCCUACAAUUUGAGCCAUACCUUUCGUAAUGCAGGACAAUACUGUCUCAGCGUGAGAGUGGAGAAUGGUGUGAACAUGUUGCAGACGUACCAUGAGAUUAAAGUGUGGCCAACAGGUAUUCACCCGGCUUUCUUUGCCUUGCCAUGUAUUGCUCUGAUUUCAGUGAUGCUGGGAUUUGUUAUAUACACGACCUUCCGAAGCAGCUCACAGCAGAAGGAUCUUGUGGAGGUAGCUGACUUUGAUUUUUCUCCUCUGUCUGACAAAAAUCCCUCUCCUUCCGAUUCCGAGUCAAGCUGUGGUCGAAUAUGCUGCAGGUCCUGUUUCCUUCAGCCACCUCAAGAAUAUUGGGAGACUGUCAGGGAGAGCCACGGACUCCUCCAUCCUUUAUACAAGCCAGUCAAAAUGUACACAGUGUGAAGAACACAGCUUCAUUUGGUUACGUUAACUGCUGGCCUUAACUUUUCUCUUAUGAUGAGUUAAAAGCCAAGUGCUGCAUGGAUGGUUUAUUUUUGCUGGUACAUUGAAAGAUUAACUACUUAUUAGGCCCAAUACUAAAGUGUACUUCAUCGUGUAAUUUAAAAGGAAAGAGCCUGAACUACAAUAAAAGUGGCUUCGCAUAUUUGAAUUACACAAGUGUAUAUCUUACAGUAGAGAGCAUUGCCGAAUCAUUUAAAUGCAGUAUGUUAUUCUUA
This is a messenger RNA of Chrysemys picta bellii (western painted turtle), 3184 nucleotides long. It is a transcript of the gene TMEM130, whose product is annotated as transmembrane protein 130. Gene Ontology annotation, cellular component: plasma membrane. NCBI's taxonomy places the organism in Eukaryota, Metazoa, Chordata, Testudines, Emydidae. The record is from RefSeq and is a predicted model, not a curated record.